Molecule: messenger RNA, 2574 nt
Organism: Clavispora lusitaniae ATCC 42720
Lineage: Eukaryota; Fungi; Ascomycota; Pichiomycetes; Serinales; Metschnikowiaceae
Gene: ATG9
Product: autophagy protein
Biological process (GO): autophagy of mitochondrion; protein localization to phagophore assembly site; nucleophagy
Cellular component (GO): phagophore assembly site; autophagosome
Source: RefSeq, a predicted model, not a curated record
AUGUCUAGAUUCGACUCCCAGGACAGUCAAAGUAACACUUUUGGAGCCAGUGACACGUUUCUAUCGCGUGUUUUUGGCCUCCAUUCUGUCUACAACCAACCCCACGACAAUUACCAGCUAUAUGAGCCUCAAACGUCCUUCUCGACACAAGACGGCAACGUGGGUUCCUCAGCGCCGCCAAGCGUCUCUAAUGUCUCAAAACCAGACAAAAACCUUCUAGAUUCCGAGCUGGAUCUGGAGUUCUCGUCGGACUCGGACCUGCCCGCAUCGCCUCUGCUCGAGCGGGCCGAUCCUGCGGCUUUCCUCUCCCGACCUGAUCCCGAAGAGCUUUCUUCUCGGCUGGCGCCCAAGUUGAAGUUUCUGCUUCCACACCCGGGGCAGAAGAAGUCCUCCGAUAGAGACCUCGAGGCUGGCCUCCCGCUCCAUACAACGCCUCAGCAGGUGUCUCACAGGAAAGAUAACGAUACUCAACCACCAAAGGUUCAAUGGCGCAGAACGCCUCGACGGGCGGUUUUCCCGCCCAAGGAACGAGCGCUUUACUUGUGGGCUAAUAUUGUCAACAUGGACGAGUUUCUAAUUGACGUGUAUUUUUAUUACCGAGGGAAAGGCUUUGCGAAUAUAGUGGCUGGUCGAGUGGUGGACAUUCUCAUUUUGGUGUUCAUUCUAUCCUUCACAACAUUCCUAAAAUGGGGGAUCGACUACGACCGGUUUUUCAACCACUGGAGCUCCAAUUCCAAUACAAACUUGACUUUGCAGGACCUAGUCAUUCCUAAUUUCUUCUUUUCCGCUGUUCCGUUCCCCGUUAAGGUGUUUCUUUUCGGUUUUGCGUGCUAUAUUGCGCUUCGUCUCGUCCAGCUUUAUCUCGACUACAAGUAUAAGUUGGCCGAGCUUCAGAACUUCUACAAACAUCUUCUCAAUAUCUCCAACGAUAUUGAACUCAUGACGAUAUCGUGGUCUACGAUAGUCGAAAGACUCAUGCUUCUCAAAGACUACAAUUCUCUAACGUCAAGCACACCCAAUGCUCCACCACAUUACAUUACAGAUUUAAACUCCAAAGUGCGUUUGAAUGCUCACGAUAUUGCUAACAGAAUCAUGCGAAAAGAGAACUAUAUGAUUGCUAUCAUCAACAAGAAUGUAUUGGACUUGGAUAUUCCUGUGCCAUCCUUCUUGUCUUCGAUUCUCUCUUCCAAAUCUGUCCUUACGAGAACCUUGGAGUGGAACUUGAAGUUGUGCAUCAAUAACUUUAUCUUCAAUGAAAAGGGUCAAAUCAACCCGAGCAUCUUGAAAGAGUCUUCUCGUAAUCAGAAUGCUCAAGACUUGAGUUCUCGUUUCAAGAUGGCAGCAAUUAUCAACCUCGUAUUCUGCCCAUUUAUUGUGGUUUACUUCGUCUUAUUGAAUUUUUUCCGUUAUUUCAACGAGUAUAAGUCAAAUCCCGCAUCUCUUCUUGGCCUCAGACAGUAUACUCCAUGGGCAGAAUGGAAGUUGCGGGAAUUCAAUGAACUUCCCCAUUUUUUCAUUAAAAGACUACACCUUUCAAUUGGACCAGCCAAUACUUAUAUCAAUCAAUUUCCAGGUGGUGUUUUGGUUAUGAACGUGAUGUCACUCGUCAACUUCAUUUCUGGCGCCAUCUUGGCAGUUUUGGUUCUCAUGGCAGUCUUUUUCGAGGAUGAAGAGCACAACUUUUGGGCUUUUGAAAUCACAGAAAACAGAAGCACGUUAUUCUAUAUUAGUGUCUUCGGGUCUGUUUGGGCGGUCACAGCCAAUUCUUUGAAUACUUCAACGACAACAAAUUCUGCAGAGAACGCCAAUACUCAAGGAGUUUCGUUUUUUUAUGAUCCAGAAGCCAGUUUACGGUAUGUUUCUCAGUUCACGCACUAUUUGCCAAGCUCGUGGAAUAAAAGGUUGCAUACGGUGGAAGUGAAGAAUGAGUUUUGUGAACUCUACAGUUUGAAGAUCCUUGUUAUCCUUAACGAAAUUUUGAGUUUGAUUCUCACUCCAUUUGUUUUGUGGUUCAAAGUAUCGAACAGCUCCAGCGCCAUUAUCGAUUUCUUUCGAGAGUAUACGAUUCAUGUGGACGGACUAGGAUAUGUGUGCUAUUUUGCGAUGUUUAAUUUCGAAGAAAAGGAUAAGAACAUGAUGUAUGAUUUGAACAAAAGAUCGCGCAAGAAACCAAUAAAGCAAGGGACAAGUAAUGCCAAAGCGAAAAGCAAGCUUUCGGAUACGGAUGAGUCCAGUAGUGACGAGAGUGAUGCUGAUUUGGGUGAUUACUACCAGGAUGAUAAAAUGAUCAAGUCCUAUAUGUACUUUCUCGAGAGUUACGGGAAAGCAGCAGAACCAAAGAGAAACGGUGCCGCUCUUGCAAGUACAGGAGUCGAGGGAAGCUCAUCCAAGACCAGAAAUGCUCCGGUAAACAGAAAUGUUCCAACUGCACAACAAGAUUUUUCGGGCUAUGGUGGUUCGCCACUAGAAAGCAUUUAUGAGUCUGCUUAUAGCAUCAAACUGGAAAAAAUGCCGAGAAAAAAAGGCAUGUUAGGAAUGAUAAACCAAUUUUCACGACAGGGUUUUGGUUCGUGA